UUGGCUUCUUCUUCUUCUUCUCCCUCUUCGAGACUUCUCUCGUCUCUUCUCCAGUCCUCUAUAAAACCCUAGAUUGGAUAAGCUUCUCUCAUUGCUCCACUUCUUUCCCUCUCUCUGUGGAUUCUUGCCAAUGGCGGCACCGGUUGUGGACGCGGAAUACCUCAAAGAGAUCGAGAAGGCGCGCAGGGACCUCCGCGCCCUCAUCUCCAGCAAGAACUGCGCUCCUAUAAUGCUGCGCCUCGCAUGGCAUGAUGCUGGCACUUAUGAUGUGAACACAAAAACUGGUGGCCCAAAUGGUUCAAUUAGGUGCGAGGAAGAGUAUUCCCAUGGGUCAAACGCUGGCUUAAAAAUAGCUAUAGAUCUUUGUGAGACAGUGAAGGCCAAGCACCCAAAGAUUACCUAUGCUGACCUUUAUCAGCUUGCUGGAGUUGUUGCUGUUGAGGUUACUGGAGGGCCAACUAUUGACUUUGUCCCUGGGAGAAAGGACUCAACAGUUUGCCCAAGAGAAGGACGUCUUCCUGAUGCUAAGAAAGGUUCACAGCAUCUGAGGGACAUAUUUUACCGAAUGGGCCUCACUGACAAAGACAUCGUUGCUUUAUCUGGUGGCCAUACUCUGGGUAGGGCUCAUUCUGAAAGGUCUGGAUUUGAUGGUCCUUGGACUAAAGAACCUCUCAAAUUCGAUAAUUCCUAUUUUGUAGAACUGCUUAAAGGGGAAACUGAAGGUUUACUGAAGCUUCCUACCGACAAGACUCUCUUGGAGGAUCCUGUGUUCAGAAAAUAUGUCGAGCUCUAUGCAAAGGACGAGGAUACCUUCUUCAAAGACUACGCGGAAUCACACAAGAAACUCUCCGAACUUGGUUUCACUCCGCCGAAAUCGAUCUCCGCCUCCAAAUCAGAUGUCAAGUCCUGCACUGUAUUAGCUCAGAGCGCUUUCGGGGUCGCUGUUGCCGCCGCUGUCGUCGUCUUGAGCUACGUCUACGAGAUAUCGAAGAAAGGCAAAUAAAACAAAAAGAAAGACGUUAUAUUAUUGAUUAGAAAAUAUUCUGCUUUGUUUAUCAUAGCAAGGAUUGAUGUCUGAUCAAACUAUAUAAGAAGUUAUUUCGCAUUUUAAUUUGAACAAUACAUAAUGUCACAGAAGCUGUGUAUAUGAUAGAUGUUAUGGUAUUCCAAAUCAUUAUCUAGAAUAAAUUAAUGGAGACCAGAGAUGAUGAUUUAUCUGAAGA
Molecule: messenger RNA, 1223 nt
Organism: Dioscorea cayenensis subsp. rotundata (Guinea yam)
Lineage: Eukaryota; Viridiplantae; Streptophyta; Magnoliopsida; Dioscoreales; Dioscoreaceae
Product: probable L-ascorbate peroxidase 4, peroxisomal
Exons: 9
Coding region: 131-1003 (290 amino acids)
Biological process (GO): cellular response to oxidative stress; hydrogen peroxide catabolic process; response to reactive oxygen species
Molecular function (GO): heme binding; peroxidase activity
Source: RefSeq, a predicted model, not a curated record